This is a messenger RNA of Anopheles stephensi (Asian malaria mosquito), 4416 nucleotides long. It is a transcript of the gene Osbp, whose product is annotated as oxysterol-binding protein 1. The transcript has 11 exons. Bases 796 to 3501 code for a protein of 901 amino acids. Gene Ontology annotation, cellular component: cytosol; membrane; intracellular membrane-bounded organelle. The record is from RefSeq and is a predicted model, not a curated record. Gene Ontology annotation, molecular function: sterol binding. NCBI's taxonomy places the organism in Eukaryota, Metazoa, Arthropoda, Insecta, Diptera, Culicidae.
UACAUUCACUUUGCUUAAAUUUGCAAAAAUUGGUGGACGUGGCUGGACGUGUGUGUUUUUCGUGAAAAAAAGAACAGUGCGAGCCAGUGGUGAAUCGUGUUCACAUUUUUAUCCCCCCAUCAUCCACCAAAGAACCGUAUUUAAGGGUAGCAAAAACAAAAGGGGGUUAAUCACAAUCGUGGGCACUAAGGUACGGGUGGCCGUAGUAGGUCUGGGAAAUUGCUGUUCCUCACCCAAUUUCACGGGCCACACGGGUGGUUGUGGCUAUGUGUGUCUCCGCCUGCGGAUGGAAUAUUCGAUUAGAUUCGAUGCAUCCGUGCUCCGUCCGGCCAGUCGCCAGUGCGUAAAUCGUCUCCGUGUUGGUGAAGUUUUGUGCCCGAUUAUAGUGUUGUACGCCGUGUGUUUCCGUAAUCAAUAAAAUUGGUACAUCAACCUUGUGUGCGCGCGUGUGUGUUUGUGUAUCGUCCGUGCGUGUACGACUGGGUUUUGCCUGUAUCGCUCUGUAUGUGUGUGUAUGUGUGUGUUUGUGAUUUGGCAACAAAAACAAAGCCUACUCCCGUGAGCUGUGAAGACUAGCAAGAAAACGUCCUUCGCGCAGAGUGGCUGUCGCCGUCGUUGUCGUCGCGUGGUCACAUCACCGGAGCAGUCAGUGUCAUUCGGUUGGUUCCGUUUGAAGUGGCCUCCAACGCAGUCGUCGUCAUCAUCAUCAGCUUGUGUCGGUACCUCUGCAACGGGCAUCAGCAGACGCGCAGUGCAAUCUAAUCCGCAGCGAAUAGGGGAGUUUCAUCGAAAGAAAUGUCCGAAAUACCAAUGCCUGGAACGGCUAAACCUGCCGGAGGCACGACUCCGACCCUGGUCAGUGCUGGAGCUGUAGCACCGGGUAGUGUGGUUGCUGCAGCAGCGGUCAGUGUCGUAGCAGGCAGUGUUGCAGCGAACAACAGCACCAGCAGCAGCAGCAGCAACAACACCAACAACACCACCACCAGCAGCAGCAACAACACCGUUGGCAAUCCGAACGGGUCCAGCACGGUGGCGGCAGCCUCGCAGGCGGAACCCGACAUGAAGGGUUGGCUGCUGAAGUGGACCAACUACCUGAAGGGGUACCAGAAACGGUGGUUCGUGCUGUCGAAAGGAGUGUUGUCCUAUUACAGGGCUGAACAUGGAGCCGGACCGUAUGCUGGGGGCAGGAGUGCCGCGGGCAAAUUAUCUAUAAGACGCCGCAGGAAGGGCCCCCGACCCGAGAGCAAAGGAACCAUGAUGCAAUGCUUAAGAGCCCCACGUUCUCCAACUAGAUUGGUACCCUCCUCCCUGCCAGACUCGUAUAGCAAUAGCAGCAAUAAUGCGCUGAUGAAGAAGCAUAGCAAAAAGCUGAAAAAAAAUCAGGCCGAAAUGGCGCACACAUGUCGCGGCACGAUAUCGCUGCACGGUGCGCUCAUCCACACGGUCGACUCCUGCACCUUCGUCAUCUCGAACGGCGGCACGCAGACAUUCCACAUCAAGGCCGCGAACGAGGUCGAACGGCAGUCCUGGGUGACGGCGCUGGAGCUGGCCAAAGCGAAAGCAAUCCGUGCAAUGGAAAGCGAUGAGGAGGAGGAGGAUAACACGGCCAACACGAUACCGAGCGAGGAGCUGAACCUGGUCGUGCGGGAGCUGACGGUUAGGUUAGAAAAUUUGAAAACCUGCUACGACCUGAUCACCAAGCAUGGGGCCGCCCUGCAGCGGGCCCUCUCCGAGCUGGAAACGGGCGACGAUCUGGCGAACAAGACGAAAAUUGUCAGUGAGCGUGCGACACUGUUCAGAAUAUCGUCCAACGCGAUGAUCAAUGCCUGUUCCGAUUACUUACAAACAGCACAGACACAGGGCCACAAAUGGUCCAAGAUGUUGCAGCACGAACGUGACCAAAAGCUACACCUCGAGGAGAUGGUCGAACAGUUAGCGCGACAACAUUCACACCUGGAACAGGCGGCCACACGUCACAGACCCAACGCAACCACAUCCGCCUCGGAUGACGAAGAUAACGAGUUCUACGAUGCGCAAGAGGAAGGUGGUUCCGUGACACUGCAGGAAGAUAGCUCAUUUAUACUGAAUAUACCGGUCACGACGCAUCACAACCACCGGCGAAACUCGAACGACGCCACCGGAAGCUCAUCGGAAGGGGAAGAAGGAAAUAGUGAAACGCAGCAAGUAUUAGUAGUCGCCGAGAAUCUAGACAAUAUGGAUGUGACGGACCGGAUAUCUGUAAAUAGUAGCCAAGCGCUAACACCAACAUUACUGUCGAAUCAAUCCAAAGUGGUUCGCAAACGGCGGACACGUGUGACCGAUAAGCCCAACUAUCCGCUCAAUCUGUGGUCGAUCAUCAAGAACUGUAUCGGUAAGGAUCUGUCCAAGAUUCCUAUGCCGGUCAACUUCAACGAACCCCUAUCGAUGCUGCAAAGAUUGACGGAAGAUUUCGAAUAUUCGGAAAUUCUGGACAAGGCGGCACAGGCGAAGGAUACCUGCGAGCAGCUUGCGUACGUGACAGCAUUUACCGUGUCCAGCUACUCCACCACUAGCAAUCGUACGGGCAAACCGUUCAAUCCGCUGCUGGGCGAAACCUACGAAUGUGAUCGCACCGAAGACCUCGGUUGGAGGUGUAUUAAUGAGCAGGUAUCCCACCAUCCACCGAUGGCCGCUCAGUACUGCGAAGGGCGGGGCUGGCGCUGCUGGCAAGAGUUUACGAUGACAUCGAAGUUCCGCGGCAAGUACAUCCAGAUCGUGCCGCUCGGCUACACGCACGUCGAGUUUCCGGCCACCGGCAACAAGUACACCUGGCGCAAGGUGACGACGACGGUGCACAACAUCAUCGUCGGCAAGCUGUGGGUCGACAACCAUGGCGAUAUGGAAAUCUUUGGCGAGGGAAGCGCCAAGGGAGUCAAGUGCCACCUGAAGUAUCUUCCGUACUCAUACUUUACGCGCGAUACCCAGCGCCGGGUGAAGGGCGUCGUGAUGGACAGCGGCAACCAGGUGAAGUGGGUAAUCAACGGUACGUGGGACAGCAAGAUCGAGAUAGCGCCCGUCACCUCGACCAGCGGCUCGAUGGAGAAUCCCGUGUACAAGACGGGCAACUACAAGACGGCCUGGACGCGCCGCAUGCCCCCGCCGGACAGUGACAAGUACUACAACUUCACCCUACUCGCCUGCCAACUGAACGAGCCGGAACCGAACGUGGCGCCGACGGAUUCGCGACUCCGGCCCGACCAGCGGCUCAUGGAGGAUGGCAAAUGGAACGAAAGCAAUCAGGAGAAGUUACGGUUAGAGGAAUGUCAGCGUGCACGCCGCCGGCAGCGCGAAGCGGAAGCGGAAACGGCCGCCGCCGAAGGACGACCCUAUCCACCGUACGAACCGAUCUGGUUCGGCAAGGAAAAGGAAGAGGGCACCGAUAAUCUGGUGCACGUGUACAAGGGCACCUACUGGGAUGCGAAAGCCAAACAGGACUGGUCGAAGUGUCCAACCAUUUUCUAAAAUCGCCACAGUUCGGAUUGAAACAAAAGUUGGUGGUAAACAGAAAAGAAAACGCCGUCAAACGCUUUCUCCCGUCAUGGGCGUUCUCGUUCCCAUCCGGGCUGUGGAACUCCGGGCAGGGAAAAGCCGGAAAAUUCCCGUUGCCGUUGGUGUUCCGCGGCAGGGAAGAGGAAAUUGUAUGUUUCCCCUCCCGAUGUUACUCCAAGCAAACUCUGCAUAUGCUUUUCCUAAUGACCUAACGUCGGUGAUAGUGAGAACGGAACGGGGGGAUGCGUGCGAAAGAAAUGCGCAGGUAACUAUUGUAUCUUCUAAACAGCAAAGUAAAACCCACUAAAUACAGGAUUCUUAGCGAUGUUGUUCGAAUAACUGGAUGUAUUGCCAUCCUUUCCUAUCGAGAGAGAGAGAGAGAGAGUGAGAGAGAGAAAGCGAGUGAGGGAGAUAGAGCAGAGUGCACACGACUCUCUCCAGCAGCAUUUUGUAUACCACAACAGUGCGUGAGAUGAUGGCAGGAGAGCAUUAGGAGCAGUUUAAACACGGGUGAACCGGAUGGUGAAGGGUGAAUUACGAAAUUAACGUUGAAACUCAAGCGACUGUGGAGGGUAAGUCCGGGUAUUGUGUAAAAGGGAAGGUGUGCUCCAGCACGUUGAAUUGUGAGCUUCGUGAAGUGAGGGAAGUGUUGUUAAGUGUGCGCGGCGGGGUGGGUAGUAACUAUAACAGAUUCUCAUAAGUAAACCAACCAAAAUAGUCCUGUACAGAAACGAUAACCAAUUGCGUAACUAUCCACCAACAACUAAUGAUAUCAGCCCUGAAGGAAAAUAACGAAACCGAAUGUGAAGAGCUGUUACUACUUGUUUCUUGAAUAUAUAGGUGGACACUUAGCGUGUUGUUCCAUUACUGUUGUCUGUUCAGUUUUAA